Lachancea meyersii CBS 8951 is the source of this 1017-nucleotide messenger RNA. The record is from the annotation of a GenBank genome assembly. NCBI's taxonomy places the organism in Eukaryota, Fungi, Ascomycota, Saccharomycetes, Saccharomycetales, Saccharomycetaceae.
AUGAACCGUUCCAGUGUUCAAUUACCCUCGUUCAGCUCCCUCCUGCUGGGAGCGGUCCACACAGACCCCGUCCAGCACUCGCCACACCAGAACCAAAACCACCAAGACCACCAAGACCACCCCAAUCUCAGCCAGAAACCGCCUCUGCCAGUCGUGUGGGCUCCUACAACACCGUCACUCUAUACGGAACCGUUCCAGUAUCACCACCACCAGAGUCUCCAGAGUCUCCAGAGUCUCCAAAGUCUGUAUCAACACCACCAGCACAAGCACCAACACUCGGCCGUGUCGCACGGACUGCCCACCCCCCGCUGCUCCGCGUCAGACCUUCGCAGUAACAUCGCUCACGUGGCCCCCCCGCUGGACUCGCUCCAACACCAUCCCUCACCGGCGCUGUCGCGGUCGUCUUCCACCUCGCUCAUCGACGUGGCUCCCCUGUCGCCCGCUUCAUUGCCCUCUGCCACCGCUGCUGCCGUAGCGGCUGCCGCCGCUACAACACCAACGGAGUCCCAGAGUCUUCUGAAAUGUGUAUGUCGCAACAACACCAAGACCGGCCAUCACAUCCCACGGCCACGCAACGCGUUUAUACUGUUUCGCCAGCAUCUGCACCAGCAGCUGUUUGCUAAGGAGUCCAACAAGUCUAGCAAAUCCAGUAGCAGCAGCAAUAGCAGCCACGACAUCAAUAACAACACUAAUCAUACACCGCCUGGGACGACCCCAGGAACCCCGGGAACCCCGGGAACCUCAGAACCCACUCCGCAUUCCGUCCCGCUGCUGAGCUCAGAAGUGUCUUUCAAAACCAAUUCGCAAAUAUCCAGAGAGAUCGGCCAGCGGUGGCGCGAGCUGGGCAACCCUGAGCGCAAGUACUGGCAGGACCUCGCGCUUGAGGAGAAAGAGGCCCAUCGCCAGCGGUAUCCGGACUACAAGUACAUACCACGCAAGAGUCGUGUAAACAAGAGACAGCGCAAGGACGGCUGUGAGUUCUGCAAGUUGCAUGGCGACUCGCAGCACCUGAAUUGA